CUGAGGUGUGUGUGAGAAGCUUGCUAGCCAGAGCCAGGCGAAGAGACGAGGGUUUUCAUCUCCCGCUCCAGGAGGAGACAGAGGAAGCAGCCGGGUGAUCUUCUCCUCCAGAUUCCUGAUCGCACUGCGAAGAUCCACGCCGACCAGAUGGAGUCUCAAAGUGGCAAGGGAGAUCCCAGCAAGUCACAGGUGUCUGCCGGUGGUAAGGGCGAUCCCAGCAAGUCACCGGCGUCUGACGGUGGCAAGGGCGAUCCCAGCAAGUCAACAAUAUCUGACGGUGGCAAGGGUGGUUCCAGCAUGACGGCCAAGACUCAGAGGCUUCCCAUCAAAAGGCCACCCCAGCAUGCCAGAAAAGGGAGGCCUGUAAUGCUACUCACGAACCAUUUCAAAGUCUCUCUCACCAGAACAGAUCAGAUACUCUAUCACUAUGAUGUGACUCUGAAGUAUGAGGACGGCAAACUAGCUCUCGGAGAAGGCAUGGGCAGAAAGGUGAUGAAGCAGCUGUUCGAGACCUAUGCCUCACAUCUCGCGCACAAAGUAUUCGCCUAUGAUGGCGAGAAGGGUCUCUUCACCGUUGGGCCUCUCCCAUUUAAGAACAAUGAGUUCGACGUAGUUCUGUGCGACGCUUCAUCAGGAAAGACUGGAACAAGCCGGAGCCCCGGAGGAGAUGGCAGUCCAGGACCAAGUGACAAGAAGAGAAUGAAACGAGCAGUGUAUGCGAAAAGAUUCAAGGUGGAGAUAGCCAUAGCCUCCACCUCCACGGCAAGGAUUCCGAUGAGUGCCAUUGCCCAGGUCCUGCGUGGUGGUCAGGAAUCUGAGAACUCGCAGGAAGCUAUUCGGGUUCUCGACAUCAUACUGAGGCAGCAUUCCGCAAGACAGGGUUGUCUCUUAGUCAAACAGUCUUUUUUCCGUGGCGAAUUCGGUUCCAUAGACUUGGGUGGCGGCGUGCUCGGUUGUCGGGGUUUCCAUUCUAGCUUUCGACCCACUCAAAAUGGGCUUUCACUCAACGUUGAUUUAUCCACCACAAUGGUAGUGAAACCUGGCCCUGUGAUUGAUUUCCUGCUCUUCAACCAGAAUAUCAAGGACCCUUACAGAAUUGACUGGGUCAAAGCAAAGCGUGCACUGAACAAAUUAAGGAUCAGUACCGUUCACACAAAAAUGGAAUUGAAGAUUGUCGGAUUGUCCGAGAAAAAUUGCAAUGAGCAGACGUUCCCACUGAAGCGAGAUGGCAACGGUACUGUGGAUAUAACUGUCUAUGAUUACUUCAUGGACCGUUGGUCUAUGAGGCUGGAAAAGUCGGCACACUUGCGCUGUCUAAAUGUUGGGAAGCCAGAUCGCCCAACAUACCUCCCGCUGGAGGUUUGCCAGCUGGUGCCAUUGCAGAGGUACAAGAAGUCUCUGUCCACGAUGCAAAGGUCAAAACUCGUCGAGGGAUCCAGGCAGAAGCCGCUUGACAGGAAGUUGAGCUUGUCUCGUGCGUUGCGUGACAACAACUAUGAUUCUGAGCCAAUGCUGAGGGAAUGUGGCAUUUCGAUAGCUCGAGAGUUUAUGCAGGUUGAGGGUAGAGUUCUUCAGGCACCACAGUUAAGCGCUGCACGUGAUAGAGAACUUUAUACACCUAAUGGGAGGUGGAACUUCAAUAAGGACAGGUUCAUUCAGCCCAUUAAAGUGAAGACCUGGGGAGCUGUUAAUUUUUCUGCAAGAUGCAAUGUUAGGGAUCUUGUCAAGCGCCUUAUCCAAGCUGGUAUCAUGAAGGGAAUUCAAAUGGAAGAUUGUGCUGCUGAUGUAAUUGAAGAGAUGCAUCAAAUGAAAUGGGAAACUCCGGCAAAAAGGGUGGAGGAUGUGUUUCAGCAAAUAAAAUCAAGUUUCAAACAACAGAAACCAGGGUUUCUCCUGUGUGUUCUUCCAGAGAAAAACUCUGAUAUCUAUGGACUUUGGAAGCGCAAAUGCCUUGCAGAACAUGGUAUUGUUACCCAAUGCGUGGUUCCUCCUGCCAACAUCAAAGAUCAGUACCUCACCAAUGUGUUGCUAAAGAUAAAUGCCAAGCUUGGCGGGUUGAAUUCAUUGCUGAAAAAUGAAACAACACGUGCCAUUCCUCUUGUGUCGAAAGCUCAAACAAUCAUCUUUGGUAUGGAUGUCUCGCAUGGUUCACCGGGAUCUAACGUACCAUCGGUUGCUGCAGUGGUUAGUUCAUUGGGGUGGCCACUCAUCUCAAAAUACAGAGCUUCUGUACGCACUCAGGCACCCAGGAAGGAAAUUAUUGAUUACUUGUUUAAGCAAGUUGGAGAUGACGAUCAGGGCCUCAUUAAGGAAUCACUGAUUGACUUCCUCAAUAACAGCAAAGGCCAGCCACCAGAACAAAUUAUCAUUUUCAGGGAUGGUGUCAGCGAGGGCCAGUUUAAUAUGGUUCUGACUGAUGAGCUAACUAAGAUCACUGAGGCAUGCAAGUUUUUUGGUAGUAAGCAUUUUGGUGGCAAAUGGUUCCCCAAGUUUACGGUGAUAAUAGCGCAGAAGAAUCAUCACACUAGAUUUUUCCUGCCCAAUGAACGUAAUCGUAACGAAGUGAAUAAUGUCCAACCUGGCACUGUUGUAGAUAAGGGAAUCUGCCAUCCCAGGAACUAUGAUUUCUACAUGUGUGCUCAUGCUGGCAUGAUUGGGACUACAAGGCCAACCCACUACCAUGUGCUCCAUGAUGAUAUAGGGUUCUCUCCAGAUGACCUGCAGGAGCUCGUGCACAACCUCUCCUACGUGUAUCAGAGGAGCACCACAGCCAUCUCAAUAGUUGCCCCCAUCUACUACGCACACCAUGCAGCGGCGCAGGUGGCGAAGUUCACCAGGCUGGAUGACAUGUCAGAGACAUCGUCGAGCCAUGCUAGCCAGGCUGAACCUGCCCCGGUGCCAGAGCUGCCUCGUCUACAUCCCGACGUAGCAUCAUCAAUGUUCUUCUGCUAAGGACAAGAAGUUAGCUCAUCACUGGAAGUUACUGAAACUUUUGAAUCAAAUGCUAUUUAAAAUCGGUGUGGUGUUCAUGCCUAAGAACUGAACUAUGAUUUUGGAUUUGGCUGCUCAUAUCAAACGAACAGCCUUUGGUUGCUAUCAUGGUACUUCUAGCUGAGAUCAUCGCCAAUAAUAAGUUGGACUUUCCAUAUCUAAACUUUUGUUUGUCUUAAGUUUAUAAAUGUUUCAGUCAAAGGCUGUGCAAUGGCUCCUGUUCGGUAUCAUCAGAAUAUGAUUGAAUCUUGUGCAUAUUUC
Messenger RNA from Lolium perenne, 3252 nucleotides. RefSeq names its product protein argonaute 4A. The record is from RefSeq and is a predicted model, not a curated record. NCBI's taxonomy places the organism in Eukaryota, Viridiplantae, Streptophyta, Magnoliopsida, Poales, Poaceae. Gene Ontology annotation, molecular function: protein binding; RNA binding.